UGUUUCUUUCAGUCUCCGGCAGGGCGCCGGAACGUCGUGGGUUUGAACACCACUGCAGUGUUUUUCUUAUGUUUUCAUGCAGUGGCGUAGGGACGGUAAAUUGUAAAUAUAAAAGCCAAGGUUAAUGCCCAACGGAGUGUAGUUGGGUUAGCUUGACUCUGGCUAGCCUUCUUGGGCAUGGCACUGUUCAGUGAACAGUCCAUUAUGAUUAAGUAUAUCACAUUUGUACUGCAGAAGUCCAAUCUCGUAUGUUAAAACUGGUUUAAUGUACUUGAGGUAGGAAAGCUAAAACGGAAGGUUAAAACAUAUUAAACUAAGUCUCGUUAUAAUACCGAACAUGGCCACGCGGUGGAGCAUUUGCAGCGGGUUGGAGAUUAGACGGAACGACCCUCCGGAAUCCAGCAAAGCGCGGGAGACUGGCCCCCUGCCAUGUGGUCCCUAGCCAAGUGUAUUCUAGGUAACGUUGAGUCAGGCUGAUCUCGACGGAGAUUCUGUUUCUCUGUCGGAGUGUGUAUCAUGUCGUCCGCGAGCGUCACCGCCUCGCGGAGACAGUCCUGCUACCUGUGCGACCUGCCACGCAUGCCGUGGGCCACCAUCUGGGACUUCACCGAGCCCGUUUGCCGCGGCUGCGUAAACUACGAGGGCGCCGACCGGGUGGAGUUCGUCAUCGACAGCGCCCGGCAGCUGAGGCGGACACGCGGCUUCCAGGAGGGAAGGUCCGCUGGGCCGGGGAAGCCCCACCACCCCGGGAAGGACCCCCAGACGAUGAGCCAUUCAACGGCCGGGGAUCAACCUGGACCACGGCCGCCACAGUUGUCGAUGGAUCGGCACCCGCUUUCGGACCGACCGGCAAGACUGACAGGACCGGAGUGCCAAGCGAUCAUGAGGCAGACAAACGGACUCUCCACGCAAAACGGAUGGCCAAAAUCAGACGACCAUCCGCCGGAGCUCAACCGACAGAGCCCCGACCCGCGGCGGACUGGCGCGGUUCCUCUCAGUCUGCUGACCGGGCUGGACGGCCGUCCCUCGCCGCUGGGUCGACCCGGGGAAGGGAAGGACGCCCCGAGGCAGCCGUUGGUCGGCAGCAGGACUGUACGCCACCUCAUGGCGCUGCAAGCCUUCAAGACGGAGCACGCGACCCUCCAGCGUGUGAUGGCGUCCGAGCCCACGGCCACGUCCUCCAAGUUAGGUAAAUCUCCGCGGGUGGGGAAACGGAAGUCAUCUCCGGACCUCAACGGGGAGGGGGGCGCGGCCUCCAAGAUGAACGGUGUGGAAGCGUGGCUUCCCUCCCCCCACCCCCGUGCCAUGCCCCCUGAGCUCCCGCCCACGGGACCCUCCCCCAUGGCGGCCCUCCUCCUCGUCGCAGACCCCGCCGGCCUGCCCAAGGAGGAGCCUCGAGCGGACUCGUCGGGGGCGGGGCCCGGGGCCGUCGGGGGCGGGGCUCCGCUGUGCUGCACGCUGUGUCGGGGCCGUCUGGAGGACACUCACUUUGUCCAGUGCCCGUCGGCGCCGGCCCACAAGUUCUGCUUCCCGUGCUCGCAGGGGAGCAUCCGGCAGCAGCAGGACGCGACCGGGGAGGUGUACUGCCCCAGCGGGGAGCGCUGCCCCCUGGUGGGCUCUGGCGUGCCCUGGGCCUUCAUGCAGGGGGAGAUCGCCACCAUCCUGGCCGCCGGGGACGUCAAGGUGAAGAAGGAGCCCUGAGCACCAGGCCCGGGCCCCCCCGAAGGGCUCCGUCACCCACCCGCCCCCAGGAGGAACGUCCGGCCCCAGGAGGAACGUCCGGCCCCAGGAGGAACGACCGGUCCCUGGAGGAACACACAUGUCACUUGUUGUCAGAAGUUGCAUGUCGGAAGUUACAAACUGAGAGCUUGGUGUGUCGCCAGGUAUGCUUAUGCCAGGUACGCUAACGGCAGGUAUGCUGGCACGAGUUACACUAAUGGCAGGUGUGCUUAUGCCAGGUACGCUUACGCCAGGUGUGCUUAUGCCAGGUACGCUUACACCAGAUGUGCUUAUGCCAGGUACGCUUACACCAGGUACAGGACGGCGGGUAGGCUAACGCCAGGUAUGCUAAUGGGAGGUGCCCACCGCAAGGUGAGGCAGACGGCAGGUACACGCAGUCAAAGUAUGCAGCUUGGGGACGACGCCCAGAAGUCUACUGUACGUGUUUUACGUUAUUGUCACGCCGACCCAUGCAGAGCGGACCGGGGCCGGUCCGGCUGGACCGUAGACCGGCCAGCGUUUACUGAGACGUAACGGACACACAUGGCUGUCGCCAUGACAACUGACCUGAGCAUGUUGGACACGAGAGAGAGAGGGGUCCUCUCCAGCAGCACUGUGUUUAUAAUACUUUGUAUACAAGACUGUGUAUAUAAAACUUAUUCUGUUGCAUACUUUUUGUUUUUAUAUUGUAUGAAGAUCUACUAUGUGUUCUGCUCCACAUCCAAGUACUUCCUGUUCAGAGUCGAAUGUGGUUUAUCUGAGAACCUCUCUAUUUGUAGUUGUUCUUCUAUUGUUCUUUCUCGUUGUAUUUCUAGUUUUAUUCGAAAAAUCCAUCUUCUUGCCAAAUAUAGUUUGACCUGAUAACA
Molecule: messenger RNA, 2585 nt
Organism: Gadus morhua (Atlantic cod)
Lineage: Eukaryota; Metazoa; Chordata; Actinopteri; Gadiformes; Gadidae
Gene: irf2bp2b
Product: interferon regulatory factor 2 binding protein 2b
Exons: 3
Coding region: 517-1701 (394 amino acids)
Biological process (GO): regulation of transcription by RNA polymerase II
Cellular component (GO): nucleus
Molecular function (GO): transcription corepressor activity
Source: RefSeq, a predicted model, not a curated record